CAGUCUCCUCCUCCUCCUCCUCUCUGGUUUUCUGGGAGCCGGAGUUAUGACAACUGGGAGCCGCAGGUGAGGGCGGGCGGGGCGGGCGAUCGCCAAAGGCUGGCUGGCAACGCGGAUCUUAGGCAGGCAAGGCAAGGCUCCUUGGCCGCGGACGAGAAAGUUGCGCUCCGCCGAGCGUCGACGCAGCCGCCCGCCCCGGGCUCCCCGCCGCCGCCCUGAGACCUGCCCGCCGGCCCCCGAUCAGCCCCAGAAGGACGAUCGGGGACCCCCUUCCCGACCCCCCCCCCCCACGCCGCCGCCUCGCCGUGCCAGGCUGGCGCGUCGGCCAGGAGCGCUCGGGGCGGCGCGUCUGGAUGAGCGGCUCGACUCGGGGGUCUCCCUCCCGCUCGCUUCGGCCGGAGAUGGGCUGCAGGCGCCGAGGCGCGUCGCCAAGGGAGGAGGCGGAGGAGGGCGCGAGCUGGGAGACUCGGCACUGAGAACUCCGCCGCCCUUCCCCGCCGCGGCGAGGCUGCCCAGAGAGCCCGAGUCGUGCGGCGUUUCCUCCGGCGGCGGCGGCGGCGCCCAACAGCCCGGGCAGGCGAGCCCCGCCACGUUCACCACACCAGCAUGCACGCCAGCAGGAGGCAGAUCGCCGUCCCUGCUGGCCGCGCUGCUGCUCGCCCGGGCUGGCGAAUAUUUGCCUCUCUCUGAAGAAGUCGCCCGCGCCGGAGCCGAUUGGGAUCGGGAUUGAUUCCGUGCCCCCCCCACCCCACCCCUGAUUUCGUGGCAGUGGGCGAGGGGUUCGCCCUGGAGCGGGAGAGGAGACAAUUAUUCGGCACAAACACGGGAAACAGCCCACCGCAGAAUCUUUGAGGACACGUCAGUCCCAAGGAGUGUGUGGGCGUACCAUCCAAGCUCUUUAUAUUGAUGUUUAACUGUGCUCUAAACACAUGGAGGAGCUAUAAGCAAAUCUUCUUUGCUGCAUGAUGAAUUGGAUGACUGCAAUCUGGAAGAAAGCAAAAUAAUUGUUUCAUUGUCGGCUGUGAUUUGCUUAGUGUGUGGAACGAUGCCAGAAAGGCUAACAGAAAUGCUUAUGGAUACGUGGGCUCCAUUAGUAAUAUUAUGGAUUACUGUAUUCCCAUCUAUGUAUAUGGCUCCAAUGAAUCAUUCACAAGUAUUACCAAGUGCAUCCAGUAGAGGACUAAAUGAACAAAGUGAAGAACAAAGGAUCUUAAAUCGCUCAAAGAGGGGCUGGGUGUGGAAUCAAAUGUUUGUGCUGGAAGAAUUUUCUGGACCUGAACCUAUAUUGGUUGGCCGGUUACACACAGACUUGGAUCCUGGAGUCAGCAAGAUCAAAUACAUCCUGUCAGGUGAUGGAGCUGGUACUAUCUUUGUGAUCAAUGACAAGACUGGGGACAUUCAUGCAAUGAAAAGACUUGACCGGGAAGAAAAGGCCGAGUAUACGCUAACCGCCCAAGCAGUUGAUAGGGAUACAAACAAACCUCUGGAGCCUCCUUCAGAAUUCAUUAUUAAGGUUCAAGACAUCAAUGACAAUGCACCUGAAUUUGUCGAUGGUCCAUAUCACGCAGCUGUUCCAGAAAUGUCAAUUGUGGGUACUUAUGUCACCAAAGUGACGGCGACUGAUGCGGAUGAUCCUGUUUAUGGAAACAGCGCCAAGCUAGUCUACAGCAUCUUAGAAGGGCAGCCUUACUUUUCAGUUGAACCACAUACAGCGAUUAUUAAAACGGCUCUUUCCAACAUGGACCGAGAAGCCAAAGAGGAAUACUUUGUUGUCAUCCAAGCAAAAGAUAUGGGUGGACACAUGGGCGGAUUGUCAGGGACCACAACUGUGACAAUUACUCUCACCGAUGUCAAUGACAACCCUCCAAAGUUUGCGCAAAGUCUAUAUCAUUUCACAGUAUUAGAAGACAUUGCUAUUGGUGAUCCAAUAGGAAGGGUUAAAGCAAAUGACCUGGAUAUUGGUGAGAAUGCGAAGUCAUCCUAUGACAUUAUUGAAGGAGAUGGAAUGAAUACCUUUGAAAUCACCUCAGACUCCCAGACGCAAGAAGGCAUUAUUAGACUGAGACAGCCCCUAGAUUUUGAGACCAAGAGAUCUUAUACUCUGAAGGUGGAGGCAACUAAUGUCCAUAUAGAUCCACGUUUCAUCGGCGUGGGGCCCUUCAAGGAUACAGCCACCAUAAAGAUUGUUGUAGAAGAUGCUGACGAACCACCAGUCUUUCAGUCGCCAACUUACCUGCUGGAAGUGCAUGAAAAUGCUGCUAUUAACUCUGUGAUUGGUCAAGUGGCUGCCCAUGACCCUGAUGGAUCUUCCAGCUCUAUAAGGUAUUCCAUUGAUCGGAACACUGACCUUGAGAGACAGUUCAACAUUAAUACUCAAGAUGGAAGAAUAACAUUGGCAACACCACUGGACAGAGAGACCAGCACAUGGCACAACAUCACCAUUGUGGCAACAGAAGAUAGAAACCCCAGUCAAAUAUCUCGAGUGCCUGUUGAUAUCAAAGUUCUUGAUGUAAAUGACAACGCUCCCGAACUGGCAUCAGGGGAUCAAGCAUAUUUGUGUGAAAAUGGAAAAUCUGGAAACGUAAUUCACACCAUGAGAGCCAUUGACAAAGAUGACCCUAAAAAUGGUCACUAUUUUGUUUAUAACCUUCCACCUGAAAUGGCCAACAAUCCAAAUUUUACAAUCGAGAAAAACCAAGAUAACACCCUUAAUAUUUUGACAAAACGGAAUGGAUUCAGCCGCCAGAAGCAAGAAGUCUACCUUCUUCCAAUCAUAAUCAGUGAUAGUGGGAAUCCGCCAAUGAGCAGCACCAGCACCCUCACUAUUAAGGUCUGUGGUUGCAGCAGUGAGGGUAUUGCUCAAUCCUGCAAUGCUGAAGCAUAUGUACUCCCUAUUGGUCUCAGCAUGGGAGCUUUAAUAGCAAUACUAGCCUGCAUCAUUUUGCUGCUAGUCAUCGUGGUCCUGUUUGUCACACUGAGGAGACAUAAAAAUGAGCCUCUUAUUAUCAAAGACGAUGAAGAUGUCAGGGAAAACAUCAUCCGUUACGAUGACGAAGGGGGUGGUGAAGAAGAUACAGAAGCCUUUGACAUUGCGACAUUGCAGAACCCUGAUGGGAUAAAUGGAUUUUUGCCCCGCAAGGAUAUUAAGCCUGAUCUUCAGUUUAUGCCCAGACAGGGCUUAGCACCUGUUCCAAAUGGUGUUGAUGUUGACGAAUUUAUCAACGUAAGGCUCCACGAAGCUGAUAAUGACCCCACAGCUCCUCCAUAUGACUCAAUUCAGAUUUAUGGGUAUGAGGGAAGAGGCUCAGUCGCGGGUUCCCUGAGCUCUUUAGAAUCUUCAACAUCAGACUCAGACCAGAAUUUUGACUACCUCAGUGAAUGGGGGCCCCGCUUUAAAAGACUUGGGGAACUUUACUCAGUGGGCGAAAGCGACAAAGAAACUUGACAGUGGAUUACAAACUCUCUUUUUUUUCACUCUUGACUCGAACACUGAUGUAAUAUUCUAGGGCCACUGUUGUUAGUUAUAACUAAUGUGGCUUUUUGUUUUAGGGGCAACUUUAGCGCCAGUCAUCUAUAAAAUCAACUACAUUGUAAUGUUGAACCAAAAAAAAAAGAGUACAUAAAUUAAAAAAAAAUAUAUGUUAGGAGGUCUGAGUCUUGUGGAGUGUGAAGUUAAGUACGUAGAGUGUCUAGAAGUAUUUGGAUAUUCUAUAUUCACAUGACCACUCUGAAGACGGGGGUUUGGAUCUUUGAUUGUCCUCAACAAACUCACAGAAAUGAAAUUGAGAAGGUGCUUUUCUACAUAAUGGACUUAGGCGGAACAUUGCUGAUGAAGAGUAUCUACUGACAAUACAUUUAGAGCUAAUGGUUUAUUUACACGUUGCCAACCAAGAUCCCGCUACAAACAAACAAAAACAGAAUGUUUAAAGCAAUAUCUGGUCGUCUUUGCAAUGCUGAAUAAAAAGGAGCAUUGAUAAAGUCUAUUUUGGCCUCAACUGUGCAGUGACAUUAAGUUGUACAUAGGGUAAUUGUUGGCCACAAAACCACAGACUGAAUAUCAUCUCUAAGUAUUGUGUCAAGCCUUAAAAUAUCCACAUGUUUCUAUUCUAUUGACGGGACUCAAAAUCUGUCAUUGUGCAACAGUUCAAGAGUAGGGAAGGGAUCCCUAGUUCUCUACUCUUUAAAAAAAAUGGAUUGUUUUCUAGAAGAAUCAUGCUCCUAUCAUCUACAUUGUCUUCUAUAAGGAAAGAAACAACCUGUGAAAGAGAAUGGACUCACACAUAUGAAACAAAAGGUGACUUUAUUGCUAAAGAACAAAUUUAUUUGUUUAAUCCUUGAAAUAAAUAUUUUAUUGUUGUCCAUUACUGCUUUUAUUUAUUAUGAUCGGUUAGUGAUAAGGGUCUAAGGAAAGGGAACCGUCUGGAUUAUAUCCAUUGAUAAAAGGUUAGAAUCCAUUCAAUGUUGAAUGAAAUGUACAUUUUGAAAACAUACAUGAGGAACAUUAGCAGUAAAGGAGCUAAUGCUGGCAGGGUGAAAAUGUUCCUGGAAGAGAAAGGAAAAGAAAUAUUGGACUGCUUUAUAUUUUCUUCAUUUUGUAACUGGUGUUUCAAUACAAGCACAAACAGCUGGAAGCAACCUGGUUCAUGUGAAUAUUUAAAAACUCUAGACUUUGAAAAUUCCACACAUUGCACCAUAAAGUAAAACACGGUUAUAGUUCUCCACUGUAUUAGAAGAGAAACCAGUGUGUACAUAAUUUUCCUGCUUAUGUUCUUAGCCUUUUCCACCCCUAGUAUAUUCAUGGUUAUGCACAGGGAUCUUGCUCACGGAAAGAACAGCACUUAGAAGCUGGUGACAUCCUCAAUUUGUAAUGCAAACUUAUCAUUUAGAGGUAGCAAUUGUAAAAUAAGAUUGCGUAUUACAUGCAAAUCAUUUUUACUUUUUUCUAUUUUGUUUUGAUGCUAUUGUUUUGUUUAUUUACUCCAUGUAUUGUGUUCAGAAAACAACAACAACUCCUGUAUUGUUUCCUAUUUUGUGGAAAUAUAUUUUUAUAAAUAACUUCUUUGUGAUCACA
Molecule: messenger RNA, 5071 nt
Organism: Hemicordylus capensis (graceful crag lizard)
Lineage: Eukaryota; Metazoa; Chordata; Lepidosauria; Squamata; Cordylidae
Product: cadherin-8
Exons: 12
Coding region: 1046-3445 (799 amino acids)
Biological process (GO): synaptic transmission, glutamatergic; cell morphogenesis; homophilic cell-cell adhesion
Cellular component (GO): axon terminus; synaptic cleft; catenin complex
Molecular function (GO): calcium ion binding; cadherin binding
Source: RefSeq, a predicted model, not a curated record